AUGUCCAACCUGAACCAGCUCUACCUCCUUGCCGACCACAUCAAGCUAUCCCUUCUCGAGCGCCAGCGCGCCCUGUCGCUUAACCUCGAAGCCGACACCCAGGACGGCCACAUUUCCCGUUCGCUGGACCAGUUCAAAGAUGGCUUGGAAUUCCUAGACUCCGAGGCCAAGCGCCUCCAGGGUGCCGGCGAUGAGAGCGCCGCCCUGAACAUCACCGAUUCCCUGCCUGCCCUCCAGAAGCAGUAUUCCGAGCUCACCUCCCAGUUCCACGGCUUCUCGAACCCGUCCACGUCCUCAACCACAACCUCGCCCAACGACCCAUCCCUUUCCCCGGACUUCGCCGCCGCCCAGUCCACGAAACCCCUCAAGGGCAGCCUCCGAGGUCUUCCCGGCUCUGCCUCCAACAACAAGACCGUCCGCUUCACCGACUCCCCCGGCGGCGGCGCGGCGGCGGCAGAAGACCCCGCGGCCGCGGCCCUCUUCGGUGAGGGCCGGUACCGCGACGACCCGGCCGACACGGCGGGGUACCGCGACCAGGCCGAGGGGCUCGACAAUCAGCAGCUGCACGCGUACCACUCGCAGAUCAUGCGCGACCAGGACGACCACCUCGACCGGCUGGGCGAGUCCAUCGGGCGGCAGAGGGAGCUGAGCAUGCAGAUCGGGGACGAGCUCGACUCGCACGUCGCCAUGCUCGAUGAGGUCGACGAGGUUGUGGACCGGCAUCAAAGUCGGCUUGACCGGGCGCGGAGGUCGCUCGGGAAGGUCGCGCGGGAUGCUGGGGAGAGCAAGCAGAUGAUUGCCAUCAUUGUGCUCAUCAUCAUUCUUAUUCUUCUGAUUGCUGUCUUGAAAUGA
This is a messenger RNA of Colletotrichum spaethianum, 852 nucleotides long. Its product is annotated as putative T-complex protein 1 subunit beta. Gene Ontology annotation, molecular function: SNAP receptor activity; SNARE binding. Gene Ontology annotation, biological process: intracellular protein transport; vesicle fusion. Gene Ontology annotation, cellular component: endomembrane system; SNARE complex. Lineage: Eukaryota; Fungi; Ascomycota; Sordariomycetes; Glomerellales; Glomerellaceae. The transcript is spliced from 2 exons. Bases 1 to 852 code for a protein of 283 amino acids. The record is from RefSeq and is a predicted model, not a curated record.